AUGAAAUACCAGGACAACACGCCCAUCGUCCUCAAAGGCAUCAACCUGAGGACUCACAGCCAGGAAAUGGGGGGCGCCGUGGGCAGGACCGGCUCCGGGGAGCGGGGCGUCGCUCUCCUCCGGCUGGCGGAGCUUGCGGCUGGCCGGAUUCUCAUCGACAGCGUGGACAUUUGCAGCAUCAGCCUGGGGGAGCUGCGGUCCAAGCUGUCCCUCAUCCCGCAAGAGCCGGUCCUGUUCAUCUCAAAGUUGCCCCAAAGGCUGCAGGCCGAAGCCAUGGCAGACGGCAAGAACUCCUUCUCCGUGGGGGAAAGGCAGCGGCUCUGCAUCACCUGCGCCCUGCGCCGCAGCUCUGAGGGGAGCCUGAUCGGUGUGGAGACGGGUGCCCUGGUGCAGCAGACGGUCUGUGAGGCCUUCCAGGGCUGCACGGUGCUGGUCAUCGCCCACCGCAUCACUGCCGUCCUCAACUGCGGCCUCAUCCUGGCCAUGGACCACGGGAAGGGGCGGGUGGCGGAGUUCGACAGCCCUGUGGUCCUGCAGAGGGAGCUUAAGUCCAUGUUCGCCGCCCUGCUGGCAAAGGCCGGUUCGUUGAGCUAA
Pteronotus mesoamericanus is the source of this 594-nucleotide messenger RNA. Its product is annotated as ATP-binding cassette sub-family C member 11-like. Gene Ontology annotation, biological process: transmembrane transport. Gene Ontology annotation, cellular component: plasma membrane. Gene Ontology annotation, molecular function: ATPase-coupled transmembrane transporter activity; purine nucleotide transmembrane transporter activity. Lineage: Eukaryota; Metazoa; Chordata; Mammalia; Chiroptera; Mormoopidae. The record is from RefSeq and is a predicted model, not a curated record.